Fusarium fujikuroi IMI 58289 is the source of this 999-nucleotide messenger RNA. RefSeq lists its product as uncharacterized. The record is from RefSeq and is a predicted model, not a curated record. Bases 1 to 999 code for a protein of 332 amino acids. Gene Ontology annotation, molecular function: protein binding. The transcript has a single exon. NCBI's taxonomy places the organism in Eukaryota, Fungi, Ascomycota, Sordariomycetes, Hypocreales, Nectriaceae.
AUGAACUUUUUACCAGAUGAUUCACGGCCUGAAAAUCAUCAACAUAAGCGAGCAUACCUUGCGACUCUGACCACACAUAAUGAAAACGGGAACUCAUAUUACGAGAUGGAGCAAGCAAAAUGUUUAUAUAUGAUGAAAGAGACGGCUGAUGGGCACGGUCUUUUUGCCAAAGAGCUCAUCAGGGCUGGGACACGCAUCAUUCACGAGAAGCCGAUUCUGACUGUCUCGCAAGAUGAGACAAAGACGAAAGCCGAGUACAGAUGUGUCAUUGACCAAGCUGCGAAUCUGAGCGACCCAGAGAAACAGCGAUUGAUGAAUCUUUAUCACAACGACAAAAAGCUGCGCGAAUUUUCAUUCCUCCAAGGUCAACCUUGUCCUGGGACAGACCUCGAUGCUGGCAUUGUCUUGGCCAAGUUCUAUACAAAUGCUGCGAGCAUCACAUCUGGAGGCCUCGAAUGCGGGUUGUUCACCAUUUUCUGCCGAAUGAAUCACUCGUGUACACCAAACAUAUGCUGGGUGUAUGAUGAGCCAACGGGGUUCAUGGAAGUAUAUGCAGUGAGGGAUAUUGACAAAGAUGAGGAGAUUACCAACUCAUAUAUCGAAGUCGCAAUCUCUCACCAGGCCAGGAUGAAAGAGCUGUCGAAUUGGGGCUUCACAUGUCAAUGCACUGCCUGUGAAGGACCAGAUGCUGCGAAGCACGAUGAGCGAAGGCGCAGGAUUGCACAGAUCAAAGGGAUUCUUGACAUUUAUCAGGAUGCAGGAAAAUCGGGCGACGCACCGAAGUUUGCUGAGAUUCCAAAGACAGACCUGGAGGCAUUGAGGCUUAGCGAAGAAAGCCUCACCUUAUUAUCGGACGAAGGGCUCAUCGAGCAACUGGGGGUCAUGUAUGGGUUGUGUGCCAAGUUCGCCAAAGGCGCUGGACUGCAUGACUUUGCAGAGGAUUAUGAGGAAAUGGAGUUUGAGAUUCUGGUGAUAACGACCGGGGAGUAUAUCGAUUGA